UGGGCGCUAGAGGGCUUCGCAAGAUGGCGGCGCCGUGGCCUCGAUUUGCUUCUUUGCACCAUGUUGGGGUUUAUUUCUGCCCGCCAAGCCGGUUUGGACGACCCACUAAGGCUUCGCCGGUCUGAGUCUACCAGGAGGGUGUUAAGGUUGGAGUUAAACAAAGAUAAAGACAUAGAACGGAUCCAUGGAAGUGGCAUUAAUACCUUGGAUAUUGAACCUGUGGAAAAUCGAUACAUGUUAUCGGGUGGUUCAGAUGGUGUUAUUGUGUUGUAUGAUCUUGAAAACUUUAGCAGAAAACCAUGCUAUACCUGUAAAGCAGUUUGUUCUGUGGGAAGAAGCCACCCUGAAGUUCAUAAAUUCAGUGUAGAGACGGUUCAAUGGUAUCCUCAUGACACUGGCAUGUUUACAUCAAGCUCCUUUGAUAAAACAUUGAAAAUAUGGGAUACAAACACAUUACAACCUGCAGAUGUGUUUAAUUUUGAGGGAACUGUGUACUGCCACCACAUGUCUCCUGUUGCUACCAGGCAUUGCUUAAUUGCAGUUGGUACCAAAAGCCCCAAAGUACAGCUUUGUGAUUUGAAGUCUGGAUCUUGUUCACACAUUCUGCAGGGUCACAAGCAGGAAAUACUAGCAGUAUCUUGGUCACCACGUUAUGAAUACAUUUUAGCAACUGCAAGCGCUGACAGUAGAGUGAAAUUGUGGGAUGUGAGGAGAGCAUCUGCUUGUCUACUUACUCUUGAUCAACAUAACGGAGAGAAGUCAAAAGCAUCUUCGGAAGCAGUAAAUACUGCCCAUAAUGGAAGAGUUAAUGGAUUGUGCUUUACAAAUGAUGGACUUCAUCUUCUGACAGUCGGUACAGAUGACCGCAUGAGACUCUGGAACAGUUCCAGCGGAGAGAACACACUGGUAAAUUAUGGGAAGGUGUGCAAUGAAAGUAGAAAAGGACUGAAAUUCACUGUGUCUCAUGGCUGCAGUCCAGAGUUUGCAUUUGUGCCGCAUAGUAGCACUGUUGCUAUUUAUACUAUUUACACAGGAAACCUUAUCACUAUGCUUCAGGGACAUUAUAGUUCCGUCGACUGCUGUGUCUUUCAACCUAAUUUUCAGGAACUUUAUAGCAGUGGCAAGGACGGCAAUAUCCUUGCCUGGGUUCCAUCUCUGAGAGAGCCAGAACCUGAUGAUACUUCUGAAAAGUUGCUGCCUCAGCAAUCCUUAAAUCCUGCAUAUGAAGAUGCAUGGAGCAGCAGUGAUGAUGAUGGAUGAAUUCCUAGUGAGCUGUUGAUAUAAAAUGGACAUUCAUGCAGUAUUUUCUGAAGAAAGGACAUUGACAAAAGAGACCAGAUAAUCUAAACUGUAAAUCCUGAACAGUUAUUUUCCUGUUUUGUCUAUGUACUUCUUUUGUGUUUUAAAAUAAUGCCAGAUUUUAUAUUCCAUUUGCCUUUCCACUUUAUCAUUCCCAAAUUUUAACCAAAGCCUCAAUUAAAAUGAAAUGGAAAUACCA
This is a messenger RNA of Elgaria multicarinata webbii, 1498 nucleotides long. It is a transcript of the gene ERCC8, whose product is annotated as ERCC excision repair 8, CSA ubiquitin ligase complex subunit. The transcript is spliced from 12 exons. Gene Ontology annotation, cellular component: Cul4A-RING E3 ubiquitin ligase complex; nucleotide-excision repair complex. Gene Ontology annotation, biological process: protein polyubiquitination; transcription-coupled nucleotide-excision repair; proteasome-mediated ubiquitin-dependent protein catabolic process. Bases 61 to 1260 code for a protein of 399 amino acids. The record is from RefSeq and is a predicted model, not a curated record. Gene Ontology annotation, molecular function: protein binding. Lineage: Eukaryota; Metazoa; Chordata; Lepidosauria; Squamata; Anguidae.